Messenger RNA from Thrips palmi, 1643 nucleotides. RefSeq lists its product as uncharacterized. The record is from RefSeq and is a predicted model, not a curated record. Lineage: Eukaryota; Metazoa; Arthropoda; Insecta; Thysanoptera; Thripidae. The coding region runs from base 104 to 1375 and encodes 423 amino acids. The transcript has 4 exons.
UCGCUGAGGCUUCACCCGUUAUCCAACCCGAGCUGCCCGGCCUGCCUUGCCGCCGAGGCCUCCAAGUCCGCCGAGCAAAACCCGCGCAGUGGAGUGUGUUACCAUGACGACCAGGUCGACCGCGCCGCGCAGCAGAAGCAGCAGAAGUCCGCCCUGUCCACGCGUCACGAGGGCCACCAGGGCCACCAGGGCCACCAGCAACAGGACCGUCUUGAGCACCAUGAACGCAGCGAUGGCCUUGGUGGCCGUGUUGGCGGCGGCGCUCGUCGCCACGGCCAUGGGCUCGGGGGUCGUGUUCAAGGACGACAGCGGCGCCCCCUCGCGGCCCGCCGCUUCCCGGCCCGCUGAGGCCGCCGUCAACGCCACGGCCUUCGGCGAGGGCCGGCACCUCCGCGGCCUGCGCCUGCCGGCCGGCGAGCUGGACGCCUCGCUGCAGGACGCGUACAACGAGGACUCCCCGCAGCACGGACCCGGCGGCGUGCGCCACGGCAAGAACCUCCUGGACUGGAUCGGCCUGGGCACGGGCCCCGAGACGGACCCCUACAUGGCCAGGAUCAACAACCAGUGCCUGGAGGGCGACUUCUCCGAGUGCUUCAAGUCGCGCGCGCUCGCCUCCCUGGACGACUUCUUCGACAAGGACCUGUACGACCUCAACGACAACGCGCGCGUCAUCCGCCUGCCCGGCGUCACGCUGCGCUCGCUCGCGCAGGAGCCCUACGAGUACUCCACCGAGGCGCGCGCCGACGAGCCGGAGUGGGACCAGUUCGUCAAGUUCCUGCUGCGGCGCGUCGAGCGCUUCCUCAAGUCCACCGCCAUCGAGGUGAAGCUGCCCCAGGAGGUGACGGGCGACGGCAAGUACGCGCCGCGCUUCAUCGAGGACAUCGCCACCGAGGUGGACUACAUCGAGGACAAGACCGACACCAAAUUCUCGCGUUUCCGCCUCAAGAAGCUGCUCAUCCCGAUGCUGGUCAUCCUGAAGCUGUUCAAGCUGAAGCUGCUGCUGUUCCUUCCGCUCAUCCUGGGCCUGGCCUCCUUCAAGAAGGUGCUCGGCCUGUUCGCGCUCGUCGUCCCCGGCCUCAUCGGCUUCUUCAAGUUCUGCGGCAAGUCGGACCUGGCUGGCGGCUAUGGCAGCUACGGCCACUCCAGCUUCUACAAGCAGCCGCCGCCGCACCGGUACCCGCCCCACCACUCCGCGCCACUGUACCCCAGCGGUGGCCCUUACCACCAGUACGCCGCGGGCAGCGCCCCCUACACCGAGUACCGCGACAACGAGCAGCCCGCCGCGCCGUCCUCGUCGGUCGCCUUCAGGGACCCCGAGGACUCGCCGGCGCACGACCUGGCCUACCAGGGCUACCAGAACUACAAGAAGAAGUAGGGGUGGCGACGUAGGAACUAGUUUUUCAAAUGCUUUACUGAGAGUGACACCCGAUGGAAAACGAGGUAGUGUUUUGCCAUGACUGUAAUUUAUUAUGAUUAUUUCAAUGUGUACAUAUUUAAGACGUAAUUGACGUACUAAUUUAUUGAAGGUGGCUGCUUUUUAUGGCCGCUCAGACUGAACAAAUAGCGAACGCUUACUUCCAAACGAUUAGAGAGAGUUGUUUUGUGUAUGUUUUGUAAAUACGUAAUAAAAAUAUGAAAUGUUA